Messenger RNA from Trichomonas vaginalis G3, 738 nucleotides. RefSeq names its product Ankyrin repeat family. Bases 1 to 738 code for a protein of 245 amino acids. Gene Ontology annotation, molecular function: protein binding. The transcript has a single exon. Lineage: Eukaryota; Parabasalia; Trichomonadida; Trichomonadidae. The record is from RefSeq and is a predicted model, not a curated record.
AUGGCUCAGAGUGUCCAAGAAACCAAAAUUCCAAAAGAUCUUCAGGAUCUUUAUGAAUGCGCUGAGUCUAUGUGGGAAAUUUCAGAGUUCAAUGCAAAAGAAACACUUAUUUCAUUAUCAAAUACAAUUAAAAGCAAAACAGUAACAGCAGAAUUCGUAUUAAAUACACUUGAUCAUAUUGCAGAGUAUAAUCAAUCAUUAGUACCACAUUUAGCUGAAAUUUAUUACAAUAUUUCGAUUUCAUUCAAAAAGUUGACAGAUGUUCAAUGUGCACAACUUGAUAAAGCAUUAUUUGACAAAGGAUUAGUACUUCCUAAUCAAUAUGUCAAGUACAAUAAGAGCAAAAUUAAAAAGAGCGCAAUUGUUAAGACAAUUAUUAACGGAGAUAUCGAUAAAUUUAAAGAAAUGGCACAAGAAACUGUACUAAAACCUUCUUACGUUAAUCUUGCAGUCAGAAGACAUCAUAACGAAAUUGCAGAAAUUUUAAUCAAAGAUUACCUCAGUGAGUUUGAAGAUAAUUUGCUUUAUGACUGCAUAAGAUCAGCCAAUUUUCAGAUUGCUAUCUAUUUAGUUGAACAUCAAAUUAAUAAUACAGAUUAUCGAGCACUUGAAGCUGCAUGCAGAACUGGAAGUAUUAAUUUGGUCAAGUACUUAAUUAAAAAUGGAUGUAAAGUCAAUCAACAAAAUAUUGAAGAUGAAAUUCAUUAUCAAUUUAUGAAAUUAAUUUUUAAUUCAUAA